Messenger RNA from Ostrinia furnacalis (Asian corn borer), 2594 nucleotides. Its product is annotated as organic cation transporter protein. The record is from RefSeq and is a predicted model, not a curated record. Bases 25 to 1662 code for a protein of 545 amino acids. The transcript is spliced from 8 exons. Gene Ontology annotation, molecular function: transmembrane transporter activity. Gene Ontology annotation, biological process: transmembrane transport. Lineage: Eukaryota; Metazoa; Arthropoda; Insecta; Lepidoptera; Crambidae.
CGCUGGCGCCUGACGGACGCGACGAUGACGGCGACUGCGAGCCCGGGAGCGCGCGCCAGCUACGGCGUGGACGCGGACGCCGUGCUGCGGCAGCUGGGGCAGGCGGGCCGCUUCCACCUGCGGGUGUACGCGCUGGUGGCGCUGGCGGCCGUGCAGGUGGGGCUGCUGCACACCACCUACAUCUUCUUGGCCGCGGACGUGCCUUACAGGUGCCUGAUCCCCGAAUGCGAGGCGGCCAACGCGACGGAGUACAGCCCGGCGUGGCUGGCGCUCCCGAGCGGCGCUCGCGAGCAGCGUUGCUCGCGGCGAGCGCUGCCCGAGCCCGACUCCUGCGCAAAGGACGCCUUCAGCGACGAGCUGCAGCCUUGUCACCACUGGGUGUAUGGCUCGAAAGACACUAUAGUGGCCGAGUUUAAUCUCGCCUGCCAGGACUGGAAGCGCACUCUGGUGGGCACCAUCCACAACAUCGGCAUGCUGGUCUCGCUGCCUAUCUUUGGGUACAUAUCCGACAGAUGGGGCCGCAAGAAGGCGCUGAUCCUGAGCUGCACGCUGGUGGGCGCCAUCGGCUCGCUGAAGGCCUUCUCCAUCUCCUACGAGAUGUACGUCAUCGUCGAGUUCCUGGAAACCGUGGCCGGUGCCAGUGCCUUCCCGGCUGCUUACAUUUUAACCAUCGAAUUACUUGGACAAGACAAGCGAGUGCUGACGACGGCGUUCCUCGGAAUUAUGUUGGUGUUGGGAGGCCUCAGCUUCGCAAUGCUCGCCAAGACUUUCACCUACUGGCGAACAUUCAUCCUGGUCGUCUAUCCACCAUCUUUAUUAUUCCUUCUGUACAUUUACCUCCUCCCAGAAAGUAUUCGAUGGCUAUUAUCAAAAGGAAGAAAAGAUGAGGCAGUUGAAAUUAUUAUGAAAGCAGCUAAGACCAACAAUGUGACGUUAUCAGAUGAAACUAUGAAGCAGCUCACAGAAGAAAAGACUAAGCCCAUAGAGGAGAAGCUUGAAGCGAAGAAUGAGCAAGGGCUGUGGAUGCAAGUGCUGCGUUCGCCGAUCAUAAUGACUCGCUUAGCUAUCUGCUCGUGGUGGUGGAUCACUUGCACGUUCGUGUUCUACGGGCUGGCCAUCAACUCGGUGUCGCUGGCCGGGGACAAGUACACCAACUACAUGCUGGUGGUGAGCGUGGAGGUGAUCGCGGUGGUCACCAACGCGCUGGUGCUGGACCGCAUCGGCAGAAAGCGGACACUGUUGGCCGCAUACGUAGUGUGCGGGUUUGCUUGUGUUGCCAUAACAUUUGUUCCUAAAGACCUUUCCUGGCUGGCGACGCUGCUGUACCUGCUGGGCAAGAUCGCCAUCACGCAGGCGUUCAGCGGCAUCUACAUGUACACGUCGGAGCUGUUCCCGACGCACGCGCGCCACUCGCUGCUCGGCUUCUGCUCCAUGGUGGGCCGCGUCGGCUCCAUCCUCGCGCCGCAGAUGCCGCUCUUGGCCAUCUACGUGGAGUGGCUGCCGUCGGUGCUGUUCGGCGCCACGGCGCUGGUGGCCGGCGCGCUCAUGCUCACCACGCCCGAGACGCUCAACACGCGCCUGCCGGACACCAUCCAGGAGGCCGAGCAGCUGGCGCAGAAGGCGCCACCCAACGAGGAUAUUCAGAUGAAUUCUAGAAGCUAACUGCAGGACACUCAUAAACAAGCCUCAAUACACUUAUUGCUAUGGUUUUUGAGUUAUUCCUGUAAAUCCACUUAUGUCACAGUUCGUUGUUACCGCGAUGUCAGGUUUCUAAUUACCAAUCUAAGAUAUAAGUACCCUUAGGUAAAAGCAAAUGACCAUGAUUUUUUUAUUAAGACAUUAUUGUUAUUAUUAUACGUAAAUUCUAUUUAUUAUUGUGGCAUUAUCGGCCUCUAUUUGUUUAUUACUAAUUGUUUGUCUAUUCUGUACCUAUCUCUUUAAAAUAUUUGAAUUGUGAUUGAAUAGGUAUAAUGUAAAAUAAUUAUAACAUGCUAAAAUACAUGCCGGAGUUCCUUUUCUAUAUACAAAACUACUUAAAACAUUGCAUUUAAAGUUUCAACAGACAGCAGCCUUGAAUUAUGCCCAUUUGUAUGAUUUUAAAGUAUUUGAUAGUGCCAUUGGUGACUAGAGCAUUCAUUCCAUAAAAGGAUUCUGAAUGUUGAUUCGAGUGAGGAACUCACUGCUUAUGUAUUAUAUUGAUGCAGCAGUAUUGAAAUAAUUUUAUAGAGUAGCCUUUCAGGCAAUAUUCAAGAUCAUUUGUUUGUAAUAUUCAGAUUGAAAGAAACAUGAAGCUAGAUUGACACUGUUCCUACAAGAGACACUCGCUAUACAUGUAGACUAGAAGAAUUCAUUAUGAUAUACAUACACUCAUGUGUAUUACAUUCCGUGUUUACAGGUACUAUUAUACUAUAAUAUUAAAUAUUAAAUGUUGUUGACAUAGUUUAUUAUUGUUAUACAUUACUUUACAAUUAGGUUGGUACAAAUGUUCCAUAGUAUAGCAGUAUUGCAGCGUAUUUAAUGUAAAUGCUUUAUUUUAUUGUUGUGUAUCAAUUUAAUGUUGUGAUUCUGUAAAUAAACUUACAUAUUUAAUCGUA